AUGUCACCUUUCGGUGGAGAUGGAACAUCGAGCUCUGCAGAAAAGAGGAGAAGGAAAAUUAUUGAGCUUGAGGAGAUGUGGUUGCAUGCCUAUGAUUCUUCCAAGAAUUACAAAGAAAAGGUGAUAUUUUAUCAUGACAGGAAGCUGGUAAAAAAAGUCUUUAAUUCAGGACAGCGGGUGCUGCUGUUCAAUUCACGACUAAAGCUUUUCCUUAGAAAUUUGAAGUCCAAGUUGUAUGGUUCGUUUAUGAUCAAGAAUGUCCUUCCACAUGGAGCAUUAGAGUUAAUAGAUCCACCCUUUGAAGACCCACAAAGAAGUUGGGUAGUCAAUGGACAACGUCUUAAGCAUUAUUUGGGGAGUGAGGUGGAACGCCUUUCCACAAUCAUGGAAUUGGUUGAUCCAGAUUGA
Messenger RNA from Vigna angularis (adzuki bean), 408 nucleotides. RefSeq lists its product as uncharacterized. The transcript has a single exon. The coding region runs from base 1 to 408 and encodes 135 amino acids. The record is from RefSeq and is a predicted model, not a curated record. Lineage: Eukaryota; Viridiplantae; Streptophyta; Magnoliopsida; Fabales; Fabaceae.